Molecule: messenger RNA, 483 nt
Organism: Pestalotiopsis fici W106-1
Lineage: Eukaryota; Fungi; Ascomycota; Sordariomycetes; Amphisphaeriales; Sporocadaceae
Exons: 3
Coding region: 1-483 (160 amino acids)
Biological process (GO): cholesterol homeostasis; regulation of receptor recycling; endosomal transport
Cellular component (GO): late endosome membrane; Ragulator complex; membrane raft
Source: RefSeq, a predicted model, not a curated record
AUGGGAGCCUGCGCAUCAUGCUUAGGCCGAGGACGCCAGGAUGCAUACGACGAGGCACGUACUUCCCAUGAGGAUGAAUCACGAUUACUUCUAGACGAUCCAAGCAACUUCCAGUACGGCAGCUUCGGCGACCAAAACCCCAACACACACACGGAUCCUCUUGAGUCGCAAAGAGAGUUGGAGGCACUACAGAAAGUUGUAGCUAAGACAUCAAAUAAUCUGGUCGAUAUCUUUGAGAUUGCCCCGUCGCAACCCCAACAUGCCCAUGCUACCGCCCUCACCGGCCAAGACUCGCGCCUCAACCGCUAUCAAACCAUUCUUUCCAAGCUGUCUGCCGACGAUGACACGAAUGCAAUCACAGCUCAGGGUCAAGUGGACUGGCUGAGUGACGAUGACACGAUGGAAACGCAAAUGGACCCGCCUACAGUCAAAGCAGGUGAGCCGCUGGUGGGCACCUUUGCCGACGCGGUCACGGUAGCAUGA